UCAUAUGGUGAGCUCCUUCACUCGCGGCAUCGCCACCGCGCCACCGCCCAACGAGUCCUCUGUCAUCACCACUAUCGAUCUCAGCGAGGCCCAGGCAAAGUUCGGGGCCCGGCAGCAACCUUCGCCGAGUGGGACAACCAAGACCGGCGGAUUCCCGGUAAGUUUGAUUGCACCUGGAACCUGCUUUUGCGGUCAUUCGCUAGCAAGAAUCUGGCGGACUCUGGGAGCCAAGAAAAGAAAUAUUGGGAAAUUUAUUCCAGUGAGAGCCAUAUAA
Molecule: messenger RNA, 274 nt
Organism: Dibothriocephalus latus
Lineage: Eukaryota; Metazoa; Platyhelminthes; Cestoda; Diphyllobothriidea; Diphyllobothriidae
Source: the annotation of a GenBank genome assembly